UAGAGGAACAAAUUAGAGAUAUAGACAUCCUGAUUGGGGAAAAACGCGAAAUUUUGGAUGAGCAACAAAGUUUAUCAUUAGAAGUUUUGCAGGCUGCAGAAACACCGCUGGAUGAGGGUGACGCAGUUUUGGAUUUCGAAUUGUCGUGCAAUUCUUAUGCGGAUUCGUUGGAUAAUGUUCAUUUCGAGGGAAAUAUACAUAAAGGAGUAGAAAAUAUGAAAAUAUUGGCAAAAUUAUUCUAUCCUACCGAAAACAUCGGUGCCACAGUCGCAGCACUUGUGGAAAAUCUACUUCAAGCUGAACAAAAUGAAAAAUAUAUAAAUGAAUUAGGAAAG
Molecule: messenger RNA, 335 nt
Organism: Racocetra fulgida
Lineage: Eukaryota; Fungi; Glomeromycota; Glomeromycetes; Diversisporales; Gigasporaceae
Source: the annotation of a GenBank genome assembly